This is a messenger RNA of Helianthus annuus (common sunflower), 1763 nucleotides long. Its product is annotated as protein SINE1. Gene Ontology annotation, cellular component: microtubule. Bases 192 to 1643 code for a protein of 483 amino acids. Gene Ontology annotation, molecular function: microtubule binding. The record is from RefSeq and is a predicted model, not a curated record. NCBI's taxonomy places the organism in Eukaryota, Viridiplantae, Streptophyta, Magnoliopsida, Asterales, Asteraceae. The transcript is spliced from 3 exons.
GGGAGGGAGAAAUAAAGACAGAGAUUUGAAAGAAAUCAUACAAAAACCCUAACAUCAAAUCUUUACCAAAUACACAUCAACGAAAAACACGCUUCUUCAAUCUCAUAUCUCAACUCAGCAACUAUUGUUCUAAAAUUUUUCAUGAAAGAUCAACGUCUUGACAAGAGAUUAUCAUCAAUUUAUCACACAGAAUGGGAAGAAACUUUAGCCAGAUGAUUAAACAGGAGUUAGAUAAUCUUGAUAAAGAUCCAGAAACUAGAACAUCAGCAAUCAAAGCAUUAAAAUCAUGUAUAAACGAUAUGGAUUCGAGUUCCAUCCCAAUCUUUCUUACUCAAGUUUCGGAGACCAACGAAUGUGAACACGCGAUCACGCUUUACGAAGAUAUCGCGCGUGUUCACGGCAGUGCAAUCGUCCCGCAUAUACACUACAUCAUGUUAACCAUUAUCAAGACGUUGACGUCUAAUCCGGACCCGUUCGCUCUUCAUCAAGCUUGCUCGAAGGUGGUCUCAACCAUUGCAAGAUACGGGAUGGACCCGACAACACCCGAUUAUAAAAAACAGGAUAUUAUGCACUCGCUUUGCAAACCGCUUUCGGAUUCUUUAUUAGCACGACAAGAGAGUUUAUCGUCCGGUGCUGCCCUUUGCUUAAAAGGGCUAGUGGAAUUGGACGAUUGGCGGUUUUGUUCGGGUCAAAUGGUCAACGAGGUUUGUCAAAGGGUGGCUGCGGGUUUGGAGAAUCUUGUGCAAGGUGAUUCGCAAAUGGGUUUAGUCACGGCUUUAGCGAAACGUAACGGGUUAGUUGUUGAAGGUUACGCAAGAUUGUUGGUUCGGGCAGGGGUCCGGAUUUUAAACACGGGUGUAACCGAGGAGGAUUCUCGGAAACGGUUGUCGGCUAUUCGAAUGGUCAACGGUUUAAUAACGAGUUUGGAUUAUAAGUCUGUAAUGUCGGAGUUAACGUUUGUGAUUGAAGAGUUUCAGAAGUUUCAAAACGAUCAAAUCGCGGAUGUUAAAGAGGCGGCUUGUGAAGCGAUACAAACGGCUAAAAGAAUAUUGUGGAGCAAUGUGAAUGUGUCGCUUAAAGAUGGGUUGUUUUCGGGUCAUAUGAGUACUCCUAGCAGUGCUGUUGAAACCGAGGCCCAAGAAGAUCAUGACGAUGGGUUUACAGGCUUCGUGCAUAGGAGCCCGAUUAAUGGUGACCCGAGAAGCCCAACCCAUAGUCCUCAGAGAUCACGAUCGUAUGUUAACGCUGACAACAUUAACCGUUUCACGAGUCCUAGGAAACCAAGUAGGUCUCGUCAUGUCUCAGACGACGGAUGUUCUAAAACUCAAAGCAGAAGAUUCAGAAGCCCUCCCUCAAGCAAAUUAAAUCGAAGAUCUAAUUCAAAUUACGAUCAGAACAGUGUUAACGGCAGUUUUACUUAUAAAGGCGUACAGUUUAACGCUACCUCAGCAGUGGUGUCUUCAACUGAAGACAUCCUUACAAAUACGAGCGAUAAUUUGCAGCAGUGUCAAAAACCUGUUCCUGAAAGUCAUGUAAAAUCUCGGAUAUUGUCAACUGGGUUGUUUGUUCUGUUUGUUGCGGUUGUUUGUUACUUGUGGUUACGAGAUAUAAACAACGAAGGUUACAACCUCGUACCCACCUAGUUUUGAUCUUCGACAAGGAUUAAGGAACUAUUAUUUUUUGGUUUUCAAGAGAUGAAGAGUUUAAAUCAUGUAAGGUGUAGGUAUAUGUGGUUUAUAAGAGUUGAGUACAUCUAUGUUUGA